AUGCUUUUCGGGAUCCCUCUUCAAUCAGGGAAGAUAUUGUCUACAGUUACAACAUUUAAAAUACUUCAACAGCCAAUCUACAGUCUUCCCGAUACAAUAUCAAUGAUAGCCCAAACUAAAGUCUCGUUAGAUCGAAUUGCCUCAUACCAUUGUCUUGAUAACUUAGAUUCAGGCCUUGCAGAGAUAUUCCCCCGAGGUGAUAGUGAUAUUGCAAUCAAGAUAACCAAUGGAAGUUUUUCAUGGGAUGUUUCAUCUUGUGAUCCCGCACUAAAGGAUAUAAAUAUCAAAGUUGCUCAUGGCAUCAAGGUUGCUGUAUGUGGUACAGUUGGGUCAGGAAAAUCAAGUUUACUUUCAUGUAUCCUGGGAGAAGUGCCUAAGCUGUCAGGAAGUGUAAAGCUUAGUGGUAGCAAAGCUUUUGUUGCUUAG
Molecule: messenger RNA, 426 nt
Organism: Lactuca saligna
Lineage: Eukaryota; Viridiplantae; Streptophyta; Magnoliopsida; Asterales; Asteraceae
Source: the annotation of a GenBank genome assembly